This is a messenger RNA of Trematosphaeria pertusa, 1163 nucleotides long. RefSeq lists its product as uncharacterized. The transcript has 2 exons. The record is from RefSeq and is a predicted model, not a curated record. The coding region runs from base 1 to 945 and encodes 314 amino acids. NCBI's taxonomy places the organism in Eukaryota, Fungi, Ascomycota, Dothideomycetes, Pleosporales, Trematosphaeriaceae.
AUGCUACUCAAGCGCCUUCUGUUGGCGGCUGCGGCCCUCAUGAUGACGGCGGUCAGCGCCAGCGUUGUCGCCCCGCCGGUGUCCGGGUCUCUGGACGUGCCAUCCCCCGAGCCACAGCUCACCGAUGAGCAGUCCGUCGCCGACGACUCCUCUCUACCCGGGGAUGCAGGCGACUGCAACUUCGGUCCUUGCAACGCUACGCCGGGAGAGCGGUCGACCGCCGCCGAGCCAACAUUCACUGAUGAGGCACCUUCCACCGAAGAUUCCUCUGGAUCCGAGGCUAUCCCGCCUCCUCCUCCGCCAUGCCUCGCCUGCACAUACCUGUACAACGCCUGCAUGAACCGCUGCGGUCGCCGCAGUGGCUGCUACGAAUGGUGCCAUUGCCAGACAGGAAAGGUCUCACGCUGCGGAGGGUGCGGAUACCCCGAUUGUGACGAUACUCUGUCUGAAGCCCUCCAAGGCAUCGAGCAGCGAUCACCGUCUGACGCCGACAAUGCCGCAUCUGAGGCUAUCCCACCACCCCCUCCGCGAUGCCUCGUCUGUGUACAUCAGUACAACAGCUGCAUGAACCGUUGCGGUCGCGGCCCUGGCUGCGACUCCUGGUGCCGAUGCGAUAUCGGCAAGAGCAGUGCGCGCUGCAGGGGGGCUUGCGGGUACCCUGUCUGUGACGCCCCUCAGCCUAUUGCACAGAUCGAGACCAGCCCAGUUUCGACACUUCAGGUGGUUCCGCGCGCGGACGAUCCGGACAAGGUCUGCAUCGCAAAAUACAACGAGUACAUUGAGUGUUACCGUCAACGCUGUCAGAACGCCGACUGCAAGGCUGAAUGUAUGAAGCCCUUCUGCGCCAGCCUUCCAUCAGACGACACGCGCAGCUGCAACAGCGCUCGUGAGAUCUGCCGCAACGCCACUCCUACGUCAACGCCUCCUGCUGCUAUGCGGGUAUAACAACUACGACAGUACAAGUGGGCUUCACUUUGACGGCCGGAUCUGGUAAUGCAAGCUAGGGUGGUCGUGGUUCUCUAAGCGGAAUGCGCACCUGAUUGAUGGCAAGAGUGGUGGUAUCCAGAGGACUUUCGGGGGCAAUCUCUACCAAGACUUCCAUGGGCAGUUUUACAGCCCUUGCAAUAUGAUGCAACACGGAUAGAAACGCUCGAAUAGCUAGC